AUGCCUUUGCGGUGGCUGAUGGAUGGGAAUGAUGGGAAUGAUGGGAAUAUGACUCAUGAGGCUGGCAGUCCUGCGAGUGGUCUGAAAGAAGCUACGCCCGCAUUGGGCGGCCGGAGCUUGAAGGACCCAGGUGUAGCAGCACCCCCUGGGUGGCCCAUGGAGUCAGGGAACAGCAGCAACAGCAACACGCCCACGCCCACCCAUACAGAGGUUACAGGCUAUGGCUCCUCGAGGAGUGAGGCAACAACGGUGGCCAGCAGGCAGGAGGGGGGUCAUGAUGGGACAUCGCAGGCGAGCUAUCCAUUCUUGCCAGGUGUUGUGCAAGAAGUUCCGUGCAGAUCCUUGCCAAAACGUUUUGGAAAGGCACAGGCUUUACACGGGAUGGUGCAUUCGCUCCAAGUCAAGCAAAGCGUUUGCAGCAAGCUCGCACCAUCUUCGUCAAAGCUUUGCAGACUUGCCAGAGGUAACGAGGGGCUGCCGACGAUCGAUGCUGCCAGUCUGGCUGGAUUGAAGAAGAUUUUGGAACAGGUAAAAGCACACUUUUCAAGCUUGUCCAUUUCCCCCACGCCUCCUGUGCUGUUUCGGCACAACAACUUCUACACACCCUGUAGCCUCGAGGUUUGUCUGGGUCAGAAAGUGGAGUUGUGGCCGCUGGUAUCUCACCCACCAGGCUGUUGCUUCGUGGUUGUACCGAAGCUUCCGCUUGGACUCGUUCUCGACGAGCGAUCAGGCUUGGUGCAUGGCAGGCCGCGCGAGCCAACCGCAGGGCAAGUGAAGUACCACGUGGUUGCCCAGAUCCCGGCGCGAUCUCCACCGAAGGCACAUGUUGCAUUUAUCAAGCUCACGGUCAUCGAGGGGUGGCCAGCUAGUGACGAUGAGGGCUCACAGGCUGGAGGUGCUUCAUCUUGUGAUUAG
Messenger RNA from Symbiodinium natans, 915 nucleotides. The record is from the annotation of a GenBank genome assembly. NCBI's taxonomy places the organism in Eukaryota, Dinophyceae, Suessiales, Symbiodiniaceae.